Messenger RNA from Tetrapisispora phaffii CBS 4417, 1047 nucleotides. RefSeq names its product elongation of very long chain fatty acids protein. The coding region runs from base 1 to 1047 and encodes 348 amino acids. Gene Ontology annotation, cellular component: endoplasmic reticulum membrane. Gene Ontology annotation, molecular function: fatty acid elongase activity. The record is from RefSeq and is a predicted model, not a curated record. Lineage: Eukaryota; Fungi; Ascomycota; Saccharomycetes; Saccharomycetales; Saccharomycetaceae. Gene Ontology annotation, biological process: sphingolipid biosynthetic process; fatty acid elongation, monounsaturated fatty acid; fatty acid elongation, polyunsaturated fatty acid. The transcript has a single exon.
AUGAACUCCACAAUUGAACAGGUUGCUUCUACUGCAGCUAAUAUCACUGGUAUAGAAGGCUUCAUUCCCACUUUAGAACGUCCUUUUUUCAAUAUCUACUUAUGGGAUGUUUUUAACAAAUAUGCCACCUUAAUCUCUGGCGGUAGAUUUAUUCCAAAUCAGUUUGAAUACAUUCCAGAAACAUUACCAUUGGGUAAUUUAAAACAAGUUUUAGCUGCCAUUGCAACAUACUAUUUGGUUAUUUUCGGUGGUAGAGAAGUCCUAAGAAAUGUUCAACCUUUGAAAUUGAACUUUCUUUUUCAACUGCAUAAUUUGUUUUUGACUUCAAUUUCACUUAUGUUAUUAAUAUUGAUGGUUGAACAAUUAGUCCCAAUUAUUUAUAAUAAUGGGUUAUUCUAUGCCAUUUGUAACAUUGGUGCUUGGACUCAACCUAUGGUUACUUUAUACUACUGUAACUAUAUUAUCAAAUUCAUUGAAUUCAUUGAUACCUUGUUUUUAGUUUUAAAGCACAAAAAAUUAACUUUCUUACACACUUAUCAUCAUGGUGCCACCGCUUUAUUAUGUUACACACAAUUGAUUGGUACUACUGCAAUCUCAUGGGUUCCAAUCACAUUGAACUUAGGUGUUCAUGUGUUAAUGUACUGGUACUACUUUUUAGCAGCUAGAGGUAUCAGAGUUUGGUGGAAAGAAUGGGUUACUAGAUUCCAAAUCAUUCAAUUCAUUUUGGAUAUUAGUUUUAUUUAUUUUGCUGUUUACCAAAAGAUCGUCCAUCUUUACUUCCCAUCACUACCAUACUGUGGUGACUGUGUCGGUUCUCCAACCGCCACCUUCUCUGGUUGUGGUAUCAUCUCUUCUUAUCUAGUAUUAUUCAUCGGGUUUUAUAUCGAUGUUUACAGACGUAAGGAUACUAAAAAGAGUAGAGUUGUGAAACGUGCCCGUGGUGGUGUUGCUGCAAAAGUAAAUGAGUAUGUUAGCGUUGAUAUAAGCAGUGUUCAAACUCCAUCUCCAUCUCCAUCUCCAAGUACAAGAACUAGAAGAAAGAACUAG